AGGAUCCGCUUAAAUGACAAUCAGUCGCAAUUUUAUUAUCAAUAUUUCCACAAAAAAAGAUAUUUUAAUGUUUGCGCCACGGACAACAAUCUUGAGGUGCCAACGUAUCUAAUCAGUUUGGAACAGAUAAAUUCUUGACUUAUCAAUAGUCACGUAAAGUGUGUAUUCGCGCGUCAACCAUUGUACUCGGGACGUUAUUUGCCACACCUAAAAACCGCGUAAACGAUCACCGUUAGUUACUGUUUCGAAUAAUUCAAAGGAUAUUUCAGUGAAUUAAGUUAAUAAACGGAGGCGACACAAGACGACAGUGAGCGAAAAUGCGUCGCAGACGUAAAUAGUGAUGUGAUAAGUCCAUUUUAUCUUUGUUGACCACGUUUGCUCUACAUUCAUGUAAAAUAAAUCAGUGGAGUGACGAGGAGGCUUGAGAUCAUCGAGGGAUGGUGGCGCAGACAGUACGCGAUUGAGACGCGCGCACGACGCCUGCGCACCAGACUCCGCCAUGCACGCCGAUCCCGAGUCGCCCUGUUGUCGUGAGGAGACACAGCUGCUCCCCGACGAGUGGCUCAAAGUCAAGACGGUACCCACCAACGGGAACCUAUCGCCCGGAGUCUACUAUCCAACAGGCAGCAAGAGGAGCCGAUCGCACCGGCAUGGCGUCACUAGAAGGACUAGACGGAGAGCGAUUCUCAAAAAUGGAGAGUGCAAUAUUCUCAAGUCCCGAAUCUCUCAGCGGCGUUUGAGAUUCCUGCAAGACAUGUUUACGACUUUAGUUGACGCACAAUGGCGGUGGACCCUCCUUGUUUUCACACUAUCGUUUAUACUGUCGUGGUUGGGCUUUGCGUUGAUCUGGUGGCUGAUAGCAUUCACACACGGCGACCUGGAACCGGACCACCUACCGCCAUUACAGGACUCUGCGAAUUGGAAGCCGUGCGUUUUUAACAUAAACGAUUUCACGUCGUGUUUCUUGUUCAGUAUCGAAACGCAGCACACCAUUGGCUACGGUGCCCGUACUACAACGGAAGAAUGUCCGGAGGCCAUUUUCAUAAUGUGCCUCCAAAGUAUCGUCGGUGUGAUGAUUCAGGCGUUCAUGGUCGGUAUCGUGUUCGCAAAGAUGACAAGACCUAAGCAUAGAACGCAGACGUUACUGUUCUCGAAGUAUGCAGUCGUGUGUCAAAGAGAUGGCGAGUUAAGUUUAAUGUUCCGAGUGGGCGACUUGAGGAAAUCGCACAUAAUAGGGGCGAGCGUGAGAGCGCAGUUGAUUCGAUCGCGGACGACUAAGGAAGGAGAGGUAUUGUCGCAUUAUCAAACCGAAUUAGAACUCAACGCAGAUGGAUGUGACAGCAAUCUUUUCUUCAUCUGGCCUAUUACGAUGGUACAUAGAAUAAAUCGCGACAGCCCCUUCUACGGAGUGUCAGCGGCGGACGUACUACAAGAAAGAUUCGAAAUAGUAGUUAUAUUGGAAGGAACAAUUGAAUCGACGGGUCAAACCACACAGGCGCGCUCCAGUUACACAACCAGUGAAAUUAUGUGGGGGCAUAGGUUCGUUCCGCUUGUGACGUACAACCGUGAACGACAAGGAUAUCAAGUGGAUUAUUCUAAAUUUGACGAGACGACCCAGGUGGACACUCCGCUCUGUUCAGCAAAAGAGCUAGACGAAUUUUACGGCAGCCAGGCUGAUCGUAGAUCUAUCGGUUUUCAAUCACCAGUACCUGGUGAUUUCAUAUACCGCACUUCUCUAAACUCUGGAGGUGUACCUGCCUCUCCUAUCCUCAACAUAGCGGACAGACUUGUCGCCGACGCUAUCCGGAGAGCCAGCCUCACCAACAGACCGUCCACAGUGAAAUAUCCACCGGACUACUUCAAUGGCCCCGAAGACCAAUCGUCUUCUUCAAGUGAAGAGGAAAUAGAUAAGAAAAAGAAGAAAGGAAACAAGAAAAACGGAGAUAAACUUGUUUAGUUAAGCGUAAUAUCGUUUCGUCGACUCUUAAUCCGUAAGAUAUAAUAUGUAGUUUAUAAAUUGUACAUUCACAGUAACUUAAUUUUUAAUACGCUUUUAUUAGCUUCAGACGUAUGUAUGUUAGUAUAUAACGGAAUCUUUGAACAUGAUUUUGACCCCCUUCAAAACGUCGAAUUAACUCGUAAUUCGGUAUACUUGUUAAGGACCGAUGACAAUUCAAUAUUUAAAAAAAAAAUUGAAAAAGUUGAAAUUCAACUAAAAAUGAAAAAUAAAUAAUAGUUUAAAAAAAAAAAACGCUUUUAUAGAAAAUCCCACUAAAAAAUAGAAAAUAAAUCUUAAUAAAUUUGAAUUGAAAAUAGUGCAUGGUAUCAGUAGUUAUAAAUGUUUUAUGAACAGAUAUGAGUAGAAGGGUUAUUUUGAUAAUAUCCUGAAAAGCAACCCACGCUUUUUUUACAAUAAAAUAUUGUUUUCUUACACUAUUUUUAAUUCAAAUUUAUUAAGAUUUAUUUCAGUAAUAAUUUGCGAUAGGAAAUAGUACCUUUUAAUUUACUUCGGAUUGAUUGUAUUAGCGUGUCCGUAAGAGCGUCAUAUCAUUUUCAUAAGAAAGUGAAGCGUUUGUUAAAAAUCCUUGUAUUCUCUAUUUGUUAGUAGAAAAAUGUAACUCAAAUAAAAAAAAAAAAAAAAAACCAGAUUACUUCGUGUGUGUAAUAGUUUGUUACGGAUAUAAUUUUUCAUAAAUAAUAACAUAAUAACCAUGUAACGAUCAAUUAUGUCGGUUAUUGUGGCGAACCUUGAGGGAGUCCUGUGAAUAUGUCCAGCAGUGAAUAUUUGUGGGCUGGUGAUGAUAGUCAAUUAAAUGUCAAAAUCGCGUUAAUUUUGAUAAAUUGAAAGCUAUGUAGGUACUCAUUUUGUAUGUUCUAAAGAUACCUUAAGUUUAUGAGUGCUUCUAUGGUUAAUUUAAGGAAAGAAUUGAAUCUACAAAACUGACUAUCCACGCCAUCUGUUGUCAAGUAGAAGUAACUAUCAAAUAAAACUCAAAAACUUCGUGGGUAGCUAAUUAUCCUUACUUUACCCAAUACUUUUUAGUUCAAUAAAUAGGUUUAAAGUAAAUGCAGGAAUAAUACGAGAAUUUCGUAUUAAGCUUUAAAGUUUGCACAUUCGUCCUUAUACUCUAUAUCUGUAAGACAAUGUCUAUAAUAUCUAUAUUGUUUUUAUUAUGUAUAAAAUAAAGGGAAAUAAAACUCUUAUUGUUAAAA
Bombyx mori (domestic silkworm) is the source of this 3213-nucleotide messenger RNA. Its product is annotated as G protein-activated inward rectifier potassium channel 3. Lineage: Eukaryota; Metazoa; Arthropoda; Insecta; Lepidoptera; Bombycidae. The record is from RefSeq and is a predicted model, not a curated record. Gene Ontology annotation, biological process: potassium ion import across plasma membrane; regulation of monoatomic ion transmembrane transport. Gene Ontology annotation, cellular component: plasma membrane. The transcript is spliced from 4 exons. Bases 500 to 1957 code for a protein of 485 amino acids. Gene Ontology annotation, molecular function: inward rectifier potassium channel activity.